This is a messenger RNA of Tetranychus urticae (two-spotted spider mite), 1622 nucleotides long. RefSeq lists its product as uncharacterized. Gene Ontology annotation, biological process: cell differentiation; positive regulation of transcription by RNA polymerase II; negative regulation of transcription by RNA polymerase II. The record is from RefSeq and is a predicted model, not a curated record. NCBI's taxonomy places the organism in Eukaryota, Metazoa, Arthropoda, Arachnida, Trombidiformes, Tetranychidae. Gene Ontology annotation, molecular function: nuclear receptor activity; RNA polymerase II cis-regulatory region sequence-specific DNA binding.
UAUUAAACGACACACAUAAAAACUUAUUUUCAUGAUAUCUAGGUAACAAUAAUCUCAUUGUGUGUUCAGAGUUCUCGAAUAUUGCUUCGUUUUCAGAUUUUUCUCUUUCUUACUUGACGAUUUUUCAAGCAAAAAUAUGGAUGUGAAUGAAACUUUGGGCUAUUUUCAACAGCAAACUUUAUCACCAACUGAACCAGCUUCUCUGGAGCAAAGGAUGGAAGAGGUAGCAUCUUUGUCAACAUUUCCAUCUAUAAGUCCAAACGAUGUGGAGAACAUUUUAAAUUCACUGAGCCCCAUUGAAGACACGGUCGAUAACCAUAUCGGUAGUGCACCAGAAUACACAGUCUAUACCAAUGAUUAUAAUAUGGAUUUGGGACAUGACUCUUUUGAGCGAUUAAGAGAAACAUCUCCGGAGUAUAAUAACCAAAUCACCUCUAAUGAUGUCUCUCAAAAUUAUCAAAGUAACAACUUACAAAGUGAUUCAGUUCGUGAUGACUUUCAGCUAUUUUCGCCAUCGUCAAUUAACAACAAUGGACCAAAAUCUUCAUCUUCAUUCUUUUCUGACAUUUCCAAUGCUUCUACUCCAAUGGAGACAAAUUUUACACGACAUUUAAUACAAAACAGUACACCGUCCCCAAGCACACCGUCUCCAAGGGCACCUUUCAAUUGUUUAAAGAGAGCUGCACCGAGCUCGCAACUCCAUUUGAAUCCCACAUAUCAUCAAUCCAAUAAAUCAAAUUCAAAAGAUCGAGGCUUUAAGUCAAUACUUUCACUAUGUACGGAAACUUCAAUUGUUAAAGAACCAUGGAAACCAAAAGUGGCAAAGAAAAUUUUGGCAGCUUAUUAUACACCAAUAAACCUGAAAUCAGAGUUCCUGGCAACCCAAAUAUCUCUUGAUGAGUUCCAAUCAAUUGCAAUGAAAGAAGCGGUUGUAGCUUUUCAUGCUCUAGCCCUUCGUGAACCCGUCUGCUAUAAACAGGGUGGCAAUGAUGAUGCUGCAUGUCCUGGAAUGCUUGCGCUGGCAUGUAAAGACGUACGAUCGUACAAGAAAUUGCUAUUCGAGGACAAAAUCACUCUUUUGUCAAAUAUAUUUUUCGAUAUAAUCGCUUUGGAAAGUGUCCUCACCUAUGAUUAUUUAACCGAUUGCUGGACUUGUUCAAGUAUCAAGAUUAGUAGAAGAGACGUUUUCCGUAUGGAUCCUUCUUUGCACAACGGCAUUGUUCGUAUUAUUGAGACUUUUCCAGAUCGAUGGCGGAGGGAUUUAACUAUUAGAUCUCUUCUUUAUUUGAUUGUUAUCUUCAAUCCAGAUUUGCCUGAUCUCAAAUUUAAAGAAUACAUAAGACUAGAGCAAUACACUUACAUUUACAUUUUACGACGAUAUUUGGAAAUGAAUUGUAAAUCACCGUGUGUUGCCUCAGACUACCAUUAUCGAUUGAUGGCCAAAAUUGCAGAUAUUCAAAACUUGCGACUGCAAAUGCGAUACUUUUUUGAGAUGUGCCUCAUAGAUUACUCAACAAUGGAUUGUAUAAUAGAAACAUUCAAAAAAUGGCAAAUUUAAUGUCCUAUUCCUAAAGUGUCCCAUUUUCAUAGUUACGAAGUAAACAGAAUUAUUAUUCAUCAUA